AUGCUGGGCGUCGUGGAGCUGCUGUUGUUGGGGGCUGCGUGGCUGGCAGGCCCAGCCCGCGGGCAGAAUGAGACAGAACCCAUCGUCCUGGAGGGCAAGUGCCUGGUGGUGUGUGACUCCAACCCCACGUCCGACCCUACGGGCACUGCUCUGGGCAUCUCUGUGCGCUCGGGCAGCGCCAAGGUGGCUUUCUCUGCCAUCAGGAGCACCAACCAUGAGCCGUCCGAGAUGAGUAAUCGCACCAUGAUCAUCUACUUCGACCAGGUACUAGUGAACAUCGGGAACAACUUUGACUCAGAACGCAGCACUUUCAUCGCCCCGCGCAAAGGCAUCUACAGUUUUAACUUCCACGUGGUGAAAGUCUACAACAGACAGACCAUCCAGGUGAGCCUCAUGUUGAACGGUUGGCCGGUGAUUUCAGCCUUCGCCGGCGACCAAGACGUGACACGCGAGGCUGCCAGCAACGGCGUCCUCAUCCAGAUGGAGAAAGGCGACCGAGCAUACCUCAAGCUGGAGCGGGGGAACUUGAUGGGGGGCUGGAAGUACUCAACCUUCUCUGGAUUCCUCGUGUUUCCCCUCUGACUGGCUCGUAUCGGGAAUGGAGGCAGGAGAGAGGCAGGAGGGGAGUGAGAAAGAGGCCGAAAAUUACCAGGGCGAGGAAGCGGCGACACCGGAAACUUCCUACGUGUUCCUAGCUACACUGGGUACCAAGGUGCGCGCCGCCCGCGGUCCAACUUCGUCCGCUCCCUUACUAAGAGAAGUAAAUUUCGCUUAGCUCUGCACACUCCCGUUUCCAAAAUUAGUCUCGCCUCCCCCAAGCCAGUUGCAGUAAUCGAGGAAGAGACUUUGCCUUGUCAUUAUGGUUCCUUACCCACGUCCAUGUCCCUAACAAUUAACGAAGUAAUGUGAAAUGUUUCUCCCGACCCGAUCCCCCUCUGAACCCUGCCACUUACUGAAACUUAGUAUGCCCCCCUGCCCCAGUUCGAAGAGGGGGUCAGUUUGGUUUCUGUUUGUUUUUGAAUGGGGCAGGUAGUUUUAAUAAACAGAUUUUGCUCUUCAAACACCGCGCCAGUUAAGCUGGAGAGAAUUCAUCCCCCGCUUAUUAGCGGACGAAAGACUCACCUUCGUGGUGACUGGUUUAACUAUACAUAAAUACGUAUCAUUUGUACACGAAGAGCUCUUCCAGGUGGACGCUGGCUGUAUUCCGUAUUUCUGUCCUGUUCGGAGUGAUCGUGAAAUCUAAGGCUGCUUGGUGUUUGUUCUCUGAUGCUUGUCAAUGCCCCGUGUUCUGUGGCUCCACCAAACGCCAAGGAGGUUCUUCGGGACUCUUCUUCCUCUGUAACAUACGUGUGAAUAGCCAAAUUUUAAUUUUGCUUUAAUCCAAUAAAGUCAAAGUGGGACUUUUAUUUUUCUGAAACAGCUUUCUGAACUUCGCCUUUUCCGGGUUGCGAGGUUGAGGUGGGCGGAAAAACAAGAUACUUGGAAGCUGCGAGGAGAGGCCAGGGCACAAGGCCUUCUUCACAAAGCCAUUUCUGCGCUGUCUCCCGCAGCAGGCUCGCUUUGCCUUCCCUGUGUCCCCUGCUUUGGUGCAAUGUGAGAUAUAUGACCCAAAUCCUACUAGCCGUGACUGAGAGCCUGGAAGCAAUCUGUUGCCCUCCCUCAAUUCCAAAUGCAUCAGGAAUUAUUCCCAAUUCUAGUACUCGAACCCGCCUGCCCCGCGUGACAGUGUCUUCACGCCUACUUUCCUUGGAUGUCUCCAGCUCUCUCCGCUCCGCGGCUCCCGAAGCACCUUACACUUUGUACCAGCGCCUCUGAACCUGAGGUCCACCCGCCAAACAACCUCGGCGGCGGCCAGACUUGCGAUUGCGCUCAUUCGUAGGAUUUUAAAGGGGUUCGUCCAGAAGUUUUGAUUGUACCGAAACAUAAUGUGCAAAGCAAAAUUGAAAUAAACGACUUCGUUUUAAGUCUGGAAAGCUGACCCUGUGUUGAACGCGGGUGAUGCAACGCCAGAAGCGGGCGGAAGCCAAGGGUCCAGGACUGAGAUCCGCGACCCGGUGGGUUCCUGUGGUACUGGGCCCUCCUCCAGGGUUUUUUUGGGUUGAGAUUCAGUUUUGAGUUUCAGUGGUUCUUGAGUGAGGGGUGGGGAAAGCAGGGGUUAACACCACCGCAGGCAAAAUUUCUGGCAUUUCUGUCUCCUGCCCCCAACCCCAUCCCCAGCGCUUCACAAGCACAGCAGUCCUGGGAACCCAGCUCCUCUUUGUCGACCGCACAGCUUAAAGUGCUUCUGGCAGCAGCGCCCUUCACAGGGCUAGGGACCGAGGGGGCCGUAGGUGACAAAAGGGGGUUCCGAGGGAAUGUAGUGGAACCGCCGGUCUCUUCCAUUCUCACAGUUCUGGUGAGAGGGGCCUUAGGGAAUUAAAUUUUUAAAAAGGUGAAUUUUUUUU
Rattus norvegicus (Norway rat) is the source of this 2444-nucleotide messenger RNA. RefSeq names its product cerebellin 1 precursor (gene Cbln1). Gene Ontology annotation, cellular component: synaptic cleft; glutamatergic synapse; trans-synaptic protein complex. The record is from RefSeq and is marked provisional. The transcript has 3 exons. Gene Ontology annotation, molecular function: identical protein binding; signaling receptor regulator activity. The coding region runs from base 1 to 582 and encodes 193 amino acids. Gene Ontology annotation, biological process: maintenance of synapse structure; heterophilic cell-cell adhesion; positive regulation of long-term synaptic depression. Lineage: Eukaryota; Metazoa; Chordata; Mammalia; Rodentia; Muridae.